AUGUUGGGAAACGCUUCCUUCAUAGUGGAAAAUCAAAAUUAUUUAAACAAAUUUGGUCAUAGUCCCACUGGUAAUGGUAAUGAACAAUUACGUAUUCGUACACAUCUUGAAUACGUUGAAAAUCUAAUUCGUAAUCAAACAUCGACAAGUUCAUCGUCAUUAUUGCAAUUACAAGCAUUGGAUUAUUUAAAUGAUUAUUGGAAUAUUGGUCAAUUUCCUCAACAUGAUAAAUACUAUCAACAUCGUUUACCUCGUUUUAUCGAUCACAAUGACAUACAUUGUGCUGUUGGUUAUAUGAUAUCAAGAUCACCUGCAUUUGAAUAUGUACCAAAGCAAAUUAAUAAAAAAUAUGAAUAUUCUGAUGUUGAUCAAAUUAAAAAUAAUAAUUUAGAUAAAUGGAUGAAUCUCUAUCAAUUCAGUUUAAAUGAAUUAUCAAUGAUUCAACCGACGUAUUCAUUCAUGUGUUCCAAAGAUCAAACAAAUAAUCGAUGUCUAUCGGGUCAAUGUCUAACAGUCGGGGGUGAUUGUCUCAGUCUGGAUGGAUUUGAACCUUCUAAACGCACUAGAAAACCUCCACAAACUGGUAACACCAUUUCUUUAGGAGCCGCCGUUUGA
Didymodactylos carnosus is the source of this 615-nucleotide messenger RNA. The record is from the annotation of a GenBank genome assembly. NCBI's taxonomy places the organism in Eukaryota, Metazoa, Rotifera, Eurotatoria, Philodinida, Philodinidae.